AUGGCGCAUUUUACGGCUCUGAACAUUGAGCCCGACGACCAGAGUGAUGACGAGGUCGAUAACACAAGAGAAUUACAAAUAGAAGAGGCCCUUAAACUGUACCAAACCGCUCUCAAACUGCAUUCACAAGGUCCAUCUUCGUAUCCACAGGCUGCAGAAGCAUACGCCAAUCUCUUCAAAUCGGACAUUUUCAAAUAUCCCGAAAGCGUUACUGAGUUUACACGAAUAGAUGAGCAUCCUGAACUCGAACUUGCUGAUACCACCUUUCCACUUGAUCUUGAUCUCGCAGCGGCUGCUGCAGAUGCUAGUUCCUUACCACAAAUAUUAUACCUGGCAUACAAGAAUCAUGGGCAGUUUAUAUUGGAUUGUGUCAAGUCUCGCCUUCGACAGCCCGACCUUCCACCAGAUCAGCUUCUGGAUAACGAUGCGCUUCCCUAUCAGGUCAAGACUGCAUUGGACAAUUUUGCCCUUGCGACGGCUUGGGACGAAUCCGAUACAGACUUAUGGAGGCGCACCGCACGUAUAGCUUCGAUGCUUGGGAGCAGGACGAUAUCUCGGUAUUGCCUUGAGGCCGCUGUAGAAGUCGACGAUGACCCUACAGUGGCGGAGGUAGAACCGGCCUCUUUGGAAGAAGGCUUCGCAGGAGAACAACUAAAAGAGCUUCUGGAAGUCAUCUCGGACGAGGUUGCUUUAUCUCACCCUAUAAUGGCCCCGUUCCUGAAGAAGUCCAUGCCAGAGUUCCUAAAAAAGCAUAUGGAUCCCUAUCCACUUCUUCCCGAUACCGUCAAACUUCUCGGCCACAAGGAACCCUACGGUGAACCCAUCGAAACUGUGCAAGUGAGGACAGCGAUCAAAGUCCAGAGCUUGAGCUGGGCAUCUCUGGGCGAGGCGCUUGUUGCGGUGAUACUCUCUCAAGAAGUCUCUGGUGCCGGAAUUGUCCUUCAUUUUCCGGAAACAGCGGGAAAUGCAGAUCAAGGAAACAUACCAACUAUGACCUCAGCUGAAGACCAGACCAUGAUCGACACUAAUGUGACAGACUUGCCACUCGCUGAAAGCUCCGAACCUGCUAUCGCUACUCCUGUUACGGCAAAAUCUGAUGAUCAGUCUGCUGAAACUGCGACAACCACAACCAUACCGCUAAAUGAUGGUCGAGCGCGUUCACAGAGUAUCGCUUUUCCAAGGAAGCGGUCUCAAUCUGCAGCUGGUAUUCGUGAUACUCCCGAGGACGAUAGUGGAAUGCAAAAAAGAAGCAAGCGUAUUCGGGAUCGUGAUACUACUUCGGAGGUUGAUCCUGCCACCCAAUACGCUGAACAGCUCAAGACUUCUGUCCGAGCUGACGAAGAUUUAUUUUCAUUUGUUCACGGUCUACUCAGUAAACUUGGUGUUGAUGACCUGGGAACCUUUCCAGAGCUACAAGCAGGGUUGUCUAGCCAGCGAGAGUCCGACUCUACUGACAACAUUUCAAAUACCGCGGUAAGAGACUUAUGGGAUAUAUUAAGGACUUGGGACGACAAUAAGGCAUCGAUUUUCCAAAACGCGAAUGCGGCAGAGGUCCUUGGAUCGUCAGCAGGUGGCGCAAAUGCUGGCCUAGCCGCAUUCCUUGAGCAUUCGAAAUCUGGGCCCCCGAAGAUCAACGCCAAGCCAAUUUUUGAUGUAUCUGAGGGUCUUGCUUCAUUUUCGCGAAGAGUUGAAACUGGCUGGAUGCCGCUCCAGGACGUCAUCUUCGAGUGGCUUCGCGUUGUUCUCCCAACUUAUCGACAAAGCUCAUGGCCCGAAGACCUGAAAGUCGCCGUGGCUCGCGUCAUUAGCUUUGCCGAUCCAGACAUUUUCAGUCGGAUACAGUCAGAAGUUGAGCGUAUUAAAACCCAAGAUAUCAAUGGCGAUGACCUGCAAUUUUUUGAGGACAUGACACAAACGCUCUUUGAGCUUCAUUUGGACAUCUAUUCCAGGAUCACUAAUCCGAGUAGCAUUGUUCAUUACGAGACGCGGAUUACAACCAAAGAGCGACUGGACAGGUGGGCAGAAUUUGCCGCCUACGUUAUCCCAUCGCGCGCUUCCAACUAUGAGGAUGAGCUUUCCUUGAGGUAUAUUUGGGCUUCUGUCUUUUAUGCUACCAUGGCAGAGGAUGUUUCUCGCGACCACAAAGUCCUCUGCUGGUCUGAUCUUCAAAGGCUCCUUGUUGAAGUCGGAAAGCCAAUUAUUGAGCUGCAGAACAACGCUGUCAUGCCCGAGAUUUCUGCAAGCGCGGCAGAGCGGGAGGUUUCUAGACUCACGACAAUGGAUUUCUUUUACAACUUAUUUCAGACAGAUACAUCAAAUCCAGCCGCUAUCAUUGAAACGUUGGAGCCGGUGUUAGAUCCCGAAUCAGCUUGUGAGGCAGCUGAUCCUGAAAAUGGUGAAAAUGCCUCAACACCCGAAGCUGCGGACAGUACCCCGGCAGCCUUGCGCGAUAUGUGGAAGUUCUUGAAGACAGGUAGCAUAUCCUUGCGCCUCUUCUUAUGGCAGCGACUCAGAGAAGCGUAUUUCAGCAUUGGAUAUAACACCAAGGUUUUCUCCUGUUACUUGAAGAGCAUUGAGAUUAUCGUCAAGGACCUGCGAAGCGAAGAGUAUGUCAAAUCUGCAGAUGAGCCGCGCCAACACCAAAUGCUGUUAUGGCUGAAGGCUGUGGACGAUUUGCUUGUUAAAUCUCUUACCAUUGCCCUCAAUGAUGCGUCUACAUGUUUCGAGAUCAUUGACGAACGUCACAUCAAGUCGACUUGUGCUGCUCUCGCACAAUUGAACCGAGUACUUCAUUCCGCAGCAAUUUUUGAUGACGAGAUUAGAGUUGGGAUGACCCAUCUACCUCAAACGCCUGCUUAUGCACCGCAUGGUUCGUUCAACAGCUUCAUGAACAAACUCAGAGAAAUGCAAGUGCGUACAUGGGCUUUGCAAUACUCGAUGGUGAAGGAAGCAAUGUCACAGAACCGUGAGCUCUUCCCAACUCCGGAUAAUGAUCUUGCAGACUUCUUGGCUCUCGUUCACUAUCCGCUGGGAUUGCGAAAAUUCUGCAAGGCUUCCAAUAAGAUCUUCUUGAAAAUGAUGAAGGUCGAAAUGAUACGACUGAAGCAGGUUGACAGAUGGGAGGAUUAUCUCGGCCAGGUGCUGUACGAUCUUUACGGUAUACGAUUGGGUGUUGGUACAUACUUGCUGGAAGAGCAUGGCUGUCCAACGGAGACCCUCGAUCGACGUACCGUCCUGAAUAUUGCGGAGCAAGUCAUCGUCUUGGCGAAUAGAAUGUCGAUGAAAGAUCUUCUUAAACAUGACUUACGUACUACGAUUGAGCGAAUGCAGACAGCCAUAGGCCCAGCCAAACCAACACCACAGAUGACACACAACCUUCGAAACCUUACAGAAUACCUCAAAACAUCCAUCCGUCCUCUCCGGAUGUAUCAAGCUUUGAAAGGCCAGGUUGAGAUCGAUUCGGUACCUGUGGUAACACCUGAUAGUUGUCUUGCGGAGAAGGGCUGGUAUUUCCUACAGGGUAUGAUUGCGUUGACAAAGUUUCGGUCACAAAAGAGACUUGGUCCAGGUGGCCAGACAGAUGAUAUGCGAGUGAGCGCAACAUUCAUGAGACUACAACUUCAAUAUACUGCUGAGCAUUGGGAGGCGUGGUAUCGACUCGCACAGUGUUUUGAUUUCGAACUUGAAGACGAGGUGAUGUGGAGCGCAGACAAGAUCAACAAUCAUCGUGCAGACCUGGUGCGGCUGCAAAGAGGGUCCAUUCAUUGCUAUAUAAUGGCAUUGUCGAGUGCUAUCCGAACAGCCGAUGAUUCCUUCGAGACCGCUGCCAAAUUAUCCGAGAUGUAUUACGAUUUUGGAGUGCGCCUCUAUGCUUCUUCACGGGAACCUUUUGGGAUGGAAGCAUUCUGGGUUGAUGGGUUUGAGAAACAUUUCAGUGGAACCCAAGGCAUGUACAAGAAAGCACUUCAUGAAGAGAUGACUCGCUACAAACUCUGGAAGUAUGCUGCUGGUCUUUUCAGGAAAGCUAUGGUGGACAAGCCUAAUUCUUGGAUGAACCAUUUCAUGCUUGGUAAAUGCCUUUGGAAGAUGUACUGCAAACCCGCCGACGAGUUGGAUGAAAAGGAUCGUGCCAACAGACCAACAAUGCAAUCUGUCCUGGAUGCCUUUGUAAAGGCCAUCAAGACAGCACCAAAGCAGAAGGACAAUCGUCAGGAACCUGUUCUUGAACCUCACUACAAACUUGUGUCAAUUGUCCAUAAGCUGGUUAUGAAAGGUGAUAUUCAACCUCAGGCUGGCGCUGACCUCUUACAAGAACAGCCAUAUAAGAUUCGCAAGGGUGAGCAUAUUGCCAUUGCAGAUCUUGAAGGGUGGGAAUCGUUCAUCUUGGAAUGUCUCCGACAUCUUCGAAAUGCCGAUAAGCAACACUGGCACCAUCGAAUGAUCGCUCGAGCAGCAAGUAUCUUGUAUGACGAUACCAAGCCUGAAUACGUCCAGGCGCUAGCUGCUCGUUCCGAAUUUCGUGAAUCUAUAUUCACAAAGACAAUGCAUAUUCAAGUCUGGAAGCCGGAGGCCGAGCGACCGGGCAGACACUGUGUAUAUAUGGAGCGAUAUGUACGGUUCAUGAUCAAGUUACUCUGGGUUAUCAACGACAAAUCCAAUAUGGAGGCACUUGUCAAGCGGGUACGAAAAAAAGCAAACGAGUUCUUCCGUUUCUCUCAGGUCUGGACCGAGUGCUGCACAGUCUAUCUGCGCCUGAUCCGUCGCGCCGCCCAAAUCCCUGUCAGCAUGGAUGAAGUCUUUAAGAAUGUGGCCCACGAAGAAUUUGAGGUCUUCUCCGAACGCCUGGCGCAAUGGGCCAAUGAUCCUGAAGUUUCUCACCCUGCACUCGACGCCCUGCGCGAAACCCUGGAACUGAAAAAGGUAAACGCGAAUCAAAUGAAAUCUACCCCUAUCGACGACGUUAUCAACGAUAUUUGGGGCGUGCUUUACACACAGGUCGCUCCGGGCCUCCCCGGUCCUGAUGCUUCGUCUACGCAGCAGCAAGCGCAACAUGAUGGAGCUUACGAUACUCCAAGGACACUUGGUCCCACGACCAUUACAAAUCUGGUGAUGAAUAUGGACGGUACUCAAAUCCCGGUUCCUGUCACAUUUGCCAGCUCCUCCGAAACCUCUCGACCCCGAAAAGUUGGUGUCUCUCGUCGUGAGGUGCUGCGCAAAGCAGAGUCGGCCAUCAAUCGUGCUCCUGAUCCCCUCAGACCUAUAGCACCGUCGACUGCCAAAUCUAGAAUUUCGGAAUCAAACUCGGCGGCUUCAGGCCCUAAUGACCCUGGCGCUCGUGGUUCUUCCAAUCCCAGGGUUGAGAACCCAGCGUUGCAAAACGUUAAGGAUGAAGAGAACUUGGAGACUAGCAAAGGGGAAAGUGAGCAAUCGGCCCCGGGUAGUCUCCAUGACAGCGCGGAUGACGAGAGUGACUUGAGUGACGUGCCGGAUAUGGAUGAUGCGGAGACUGGAAUGAUGUUCCCAGGGCUGGCGAGGAGGAGUGGUCCAAGAGAGAGUAAUGGCGGGGAUGGGGAAGCGGAGGUAGCAAACGAGUCCACUAAAGAAACAGGUGCGGAUCCUAAUAAUGUAUGA
Molecule: messenger RNA, 5631 nt
Organism: Amorphotheca resinae ATCC 22711
Lineage: Eukaryota; Fungi; Ascomycota; Leotiomycetes; Helotiales; Amorphothecaceae
Exons: 4
Coding region: 1-5631 (1876 amino acids)
Biological process (GO): chromatin organization
Cellular component (GO): HIR complex; nucleus
Molecular function (GO): nucleosome binding
Source: RefSeq, a predicted model, not a curated record